Molecule: messenger RNA, 3901 nt
Organism: Patiria miniata (bat star)
Lineage: Eukaryota; Metazoa; Echinodermata; Asteroidea; Valvatida; Asterinidae
Product: serine/threonine-protein kinase DCLK1-like
Exons: 14
Coding region: 970-3171 (733 amino acids)
Biological process (GO): protein phosphorylation; intracellular signal transduction
Molecular function (GO): protein kinase activity; ATP binding
Source: RefSeq, a predicted model, not a curated record
CACUGCUCAAAUUGACUUUGAUGACAUGAAAUUGCUAUCUGGGGGCUUGUUAGUCAAUACAGAGGAAAAUGAGUGAACUUCGUAUAUGGAAAUCUUUCCCUACUCUACAAAUGAUUAAACCUAUCCGGAGCAAAACACACACAGUGAUUCAGAUGAAGAAUUUGAUCCAUUUAUUAACAAACCAAAAUAAAGAUCAAACCCCAUUAAUCAAAUAUUGAAAAUAAGCAUAUCCUGUGCACAUCUGGAAACCAUAUGUAUGCUGAGGUUUUAUCAUAUGAAUAAUUUUUAAAAUAUGGUCCCAUCAGUCAUGUUAGGUCUUUGAAAAAUUGCCUUUGUAUAUAUGGUUAGUCAACUUGAUUCAUGUCAUAUUUCUGAGCAAUUAAAAUUCAGUGCAAAUGAAAUAUAUAAAACCAAACUCAUCAUGACUGUGUUGCCUCUGAUAGUGAUAAGAUGAGAAUUUCAGAAAUUCCCAACAGCGUGCCUGACUGUCCAUGCUGACAGGCUGACUCAGACAUGUUACGCAAGGAUGCAAUUAGGUUCCCUCGCAUGAAUCAAUGUCACUCGAGAGACCGCGUACAAACACACCGCACACCCCCUCACACAUUAUGCACAUGGACCGGUGCAGCAGAAUUGCUUAAUUAUGUCAAGAUUGUCUAGCCGGCAUUUGCGCCAUGCAGCCUCAGUGCACGCAUGCACACUUCUACAGCGGUGACUACGUAAUGAGCUAUAUUUGGGCCUGCGUGACUCACUCAUCACGCAGGGAAACCUGAGGCCGUUUGGUUUUAUCAUACUAAGUCGGUGCAGCAAUUCCUUGAACCACUUCGUCACCGUAUUGCGCAGACGGCACAUGUAGGUUUGAUCAGCGGUGCAUGUGGAUAUUUUUCUUUCACGCUUGUGCGGUUGAGCCGGUAAAAGUAAUUUGCCGCAUUUUGGCCAAAGUCGAGUCAAGAUUUGACAGCGGCCAUCAACAUGGCAGACUUAUCACUCUCCAUGGCGGAGUUUGAACAUUUCCGGCCGCAGGCUGAGCGCAAGCACCACCUACGCAAUGGCCUCCCCAGCCCCUGCCACAGUGCCCACAACCUCCUACUGCGUACCUCCCUCCAAAAGCGCACCUUGGAGAAGAAAGCCAAAAAGGUACGAUUCUAUCGCAACGGCGACCGCUUCUUCAAGGGGAUCGUCUACGCCGUGUCUCCAGAGCGCUUCCGCACCUUCGAGUCCCUCCUCGCCGAUCUGACGCGGACUCUAUCGGACAAAUCCCACUUGCCGCAAGGCGUGCGACAGAUUCUCAGCAUCGACGGUUCCCGCAAGAUCUCCAACUUAGACCAACUCGAAGCCGGCGAGAGCUACGUCUGCUCCUCCAUCGAAGUCUUCAAGAGGAUCGACUACAUGAAGAACAGCGAUCCCAGUUGGCGAGUCGGCAUCGUGGCCAAGAAGGACAAAGACGUGGCCGGGGCGGGCCGUGACAGCAGCACCCCGAUGCCUCGCACCACGGAGGGCCUGAUUGAGGACCACCGUGAUUUUAUCAAGCCUAAACUGGUGACCAUCAUCAAGAGUGGUGCCAAGCCACGCAAGGCCGUCAGGAUCCUGCUGAACAAGAAGACGGCUCACUCCUUUGACCAGGUCCUUACAGACAUCACCGAGGCCAUCAAGUUGGACUCAGGAGCUGUCAGAAAACUCUACACGCUGGAUGGACGACAGAUCACAUGCCUUCAAGAUUUCUUCAAAGAUGACGACGUUUUCAUCGCAUAUGGCCAGGAACGCUACUCCCAUGACGACUUUGACAUUGCUGUGGAAGAGUGCAAGAUGGUCUCUCCUUAUCGCAACACCAAGCGCAAGGAUCGUGUUAUGAUGAAGAGUCCAGGCACACCACGUCGCAUGUCUUCCCCAAAACCAGUAGUCCCGCGGCCUGAGGUUCCUUUCUACCCAUCCUCAGCCUCCCCCAAGCCGUCCACGGCCAUGUCCCUCAGACCUGUCAUCGCACCAAAGCCAAGCCUCCACAAGCUGCAAAAUGCAACAGAAAACGGCGCUAGACCAUCCUCUGUGGCAUCAUCCAAGUCAAAGGGCAGCAGAAGAGGCUCUGGUACUUCAACGAGUACUGCUGGGACAGGACAAGACCAUGACCUCUCACCCCAUGAGGACAAUGGCAUGGACGACGGAGAGGGCGCCCUCUAUCAGAAGUACGAGGUCGGGCGCGUGAUCGGCGACGGCAACUUUGCAGUGGUCAAGGAGUGCUUAAACAGGGGCACCAAAAUGGAGUUUGCACUGAAAAUCAUCAACAAGAGGAAAUGUGUCGGAAAGGAGAAAAUGAUUCAGAACGAAGUGUCCAUCCUGCGCCAGGUCCAGCACCCUAACAUCAUCCAGCUGAUUGAAGAGUUUGACACUCCCUCUGAGUUAUUCCUGGUCAUGGAGCUGGUUAAGGGUGGGGAUCUGUUUGACGCCAUCACCUCCGCCACCAAGUACACGGAGCGCGACGGGGGCUGCAUGGUCCACAACUUGUUCAGCGCCCUCAAGUACCUGCAUUCCAUGAACGUUGUCCACCGCGACAUCAAGCCCGAGAACCUCCUGGUGUGCGAGCACGAGGACGGGACCAAGUCACUCAAGCUGGGAGACUUUGGGCUGGCCACCAAGGUGACCGGUCCCCUGCGCACGGUGUGCGGGACGCCCACUUACGUGGCCCCUGAGAUCAUUCUGGAGACUGGGUAUGGCUUGAAGGUUGAUGUGUGGGCAGCAGGCGUCAUCACUUACAUUCUGCUUUGUGGAUUCCCGCCAUUUAGAAGUGAGAGUAAUGACCAGGAGGAACUGUUUGACCACAUCAUCGCUGGCGACUUCCAGUUCAUCUCACCUUACUGGGACUCCAUCUCGGAAGUAGCUAAGGAUCUCAUCUCAUGCAUGCUGGAGGUGGACGUAGAGAAGCGCUUCUCUGCUGCCCAAGUCAUGGAACACCCAUGGGUGGCUAGUGAUGACGGUGGAGUCCAACAGCAGAUUGACGUCUCCGGUGAGCUGAACACACACUUCAAGAUCAAGCCCAAGCAGUCUAUCAAAGCUGCUGGUAUUGCUCUGAUCGCUUCCACUGCUCUUGACAAGGAUGGCAAGUACUUCCAGGGACGCCGGCCAAGAGAGGGCGCCGAUGGGGCAGAACACACACCAGAUGAUGAUGAGUACACUUACUGAAGAUGAAAUAAUCACCAUGGUAAUGCCAUACAAUGACUUCCAGUAGUGCAGGGAUACUAGGGGUAACAGCAAGGUGAAUCGGGAAGAGUGCAAUUGUACAGAUCUUGCAAGUGCAGCGAAAUCAUGCAACAUCUUGCAGUGACAAGCUAUGAACUUUUUGUGACAAAACGUUCAAACAGAUAUCAUAGCACAUGCUGCAGGGAUGAUCUUACAACACCUAAAAUGACAACUUGCAACAAAAUUGUGCAAUGUCUUGUAAAAAUACAAAUUGUCAAAUGUUUCACAACAUCUUGCCACCCUUUCAACAAACUCUUGCCAUAUAUAGCUACAAAAUCUUUCAUGAGGCUUAUCCCUCCACACUUUGAAUUUCUUCUUUGAAAAUGAUAAAUAUCCAAUCAAAAAACCUAACUAGCUUUAGGACAACUGUUGACAACAGAGUUGUUGACAACACAACUAAAAUAUCCUGAGACUUUGUACUAACAUUGAGUGUGUAUCUCCUAAUGUAGAAAGAACACCAUUUUUAGUUUAUUUGCAGAUCCGUUUAUGACAUUGUCAACAGUGAUAUACCAAAGCACAGAGUUUAUCAUUCUGUAAAACUGUCUUAUAACACUAGUUUAAUCUUGAAACUUAUAACAACCUGAUAUAUGUUUGAUGACCAACUUUUGGAAUUAGCUCUAUUUUUUUCCAAAAAAAAAAAUCAUGAGAGAUAUUGACUGUAUGAUUUUGAUGA